UUCAACAUGAAGUGUCCACGAGUUCUCCUGUCUUCUGUGGCUCUGCUCACCCUCUUCCUCCUAGUUACUGGAGCUCCUUUCCAGAGGCAACUCCCCAGGAACAAGUUGCUCCUGAUUUCUUUUGAUGGUUUUCGUUGGAACUAUGACCAAGAUGUAAAUACUCCCAAUUUGGAUUCCAUGGUUAAAGAUGGCGUGAAAGCUCACUACAUGAUCCCAGCUUUUGUCACCAUGACUAGCCCCUGCCACUUCACCCUGGUUACUGGGAAGUAUAUUGAGAAUCAUGGUGUUGUUCACAACAUGUACUAUAAUACCACCACCAAAGUGAAGCUACCCUAUCAUGCCACACUGGGAAUUGAAAAGUGGUGGGACAAUGGCAGCCUGCCCAUUUGGAUCACUGCCCAGAGACAGGGCUUAAAAACUGGGUCAUUCUUUUACCCAGGUGGUAAUGUCAGCUACCAAGGUGAGUAUGUCACUAUGAGCAGGAAGGAAGGAAUAAUUCAUAAGUACAAUGAUGAGAAAGAAUGGAGGCAAAAUAUUGACACAGUGAUGAAGUGGUUCACAGAAGACGGCCUGGACUUGGUCACCCUCUAUUUUGGGGAGCCAGAUUCCACAGGUCACAAGUAUGGUCCUGAGUCCCAAGAGAGAAAGAACAUGGUAUCACAGGUGGACCGAACUGUAGGUUACCUCCGGGAAAAGAUUGAGAUGUAUAACCUCAAGGAUAACCUCAACUUGAUAAUUACAUCUGACCAUGGUAUGACCACUGUUCUAAAGAAUGCCAGUGAUUUGGUCGAAUUUCACAAGUUUCCCAACUUUACCUUCAAGGAUAUUGAGUUUGAACUCCUAGACUAUGGACCUAAUGGAAUGCUACUUCCCAAAGAAGGGAAUCUCGAGAAGGUGUAUGAGAUCCUUAAGAAUGCACAUCCUAAACUCCACGUCUACAAGAAGGAAUCUUUCCCUGAGCGCUUUCACUACGCCAAUAAUAACAGAAUUACUCCACUGGUCAUGUAUAGCGAUGUGGGCUAUGUCAUUCAUGGGAGAUACAGCGUCCAAUUUAACAAGGGGGAGCAUGGUUUUGACAAUGAGAACAUGGACAUGAAGACUAUCUUCCGAGCUGUGGGUCCUGACUUUAAGAGUGGCCUGGAAGUAGAACCCUUUGAGAGUGUCCAUGUGUAUGAGCUUCUUUGUAAACUGCUGGACAUCAAACCAGAAGCCAACGAUGGGAACUUAACGAUCACUCUGCCCAUGCUACGUUCAGGUUCUUCCCAUCUGUCAUAUGGGAAGCUGCCUUUGGGACUCAUGAUGGCCAUGAUCUUACUGAGGACAAUCUUCUAA
Sarcophilus harrisii (Tasmanian devil) is the source of this 1332-nucleotide messenger RNA. It is a transcript of the gene ENPP7, whose product is annotated as ectonucleotide pyrophosphatase/phosphodiesterase 7. Lineage: Eukaryota; Metazoa; Chordata; Mammalia; Dasyuromorphia; Dasyuridae. The coding region runs from base 7 to 1332 and encodes 441 amino acids. The record is from RefSeq and is a predicted model, not a curated record. The transcript is spliced from 5 exons.